Messenger RNA from Larimichthys crocea (large yellow croaker), 883 nucleotides. RefSeq names its product zinc finger protein RFP. The transcript is spliced from 3 exons. The record is from RefSeq and is a predicted model, not a curated record. The coding region runs from base 318 to 848 and encodes 176 amino acids. NCBI's taxonomy places the organism in Eukaryota, Metazoa, Chordata, Actinopteri, Sciaenidae.
UUGAUUAACUUAUGAACUACACCAACUAAAUAAUAUCUUACUUACUUCUUACAACAAAGGUGUGACUGUUUGUACUUAUAUUUAUAUACUUCUUUAUGUGCUGAUCUGAUGCUUUGAGUCCACCUCAAUGAGGAACCUGAGCUUUAAGACAAGAGAGAAUAAGAUGUACAAAACCAAAAAUGGUGAGAAGUGAUGGCUUUGGAGAGGGGAGGUAGACACCCGUGACUUAAGAUCACAAACCUCUAAGUUUUAGAUUCAUUUUAGUGGAUUGAUCUUUCUACAUUUGAAGAACUCGGCUGAAUUAUUGGAGAAACAAAAUGGUGACACUUUCAGUGAAGCUCUGGGAAGCACUGCAUCAAUUAAAAGACGAUGAGUUCAAGAAAUUCAAGUGGUUUCUGAAGAAGAAUGACGUUUCACAAGGCCACUCAGGCAUCUCAGCGGUUCAUCUGGAGAAGGCGGACAGGCAGGACACAGUGGACCUGAUGGAACAGAAAUAUGGCAGCACUGGAGCUAUAAAGGAAACCAUGGAGGUCUUAGAGAAGAUCAGCAGGAAUGACCUGGUGCAGAGUUUGCAAGACUCCUGCCUGGACCCAAAAGACCUCAUUCCACAAGACUGCAAAGGAAAACAGGCCAAGCUGAAGAGCGCCCAGACGUUCACAGUCGAUGUGACUCUUGAUCCUGAUACGACACAUCCUAAUCUCAUCUCGCCUUGUGAUGGGAAACAAACGCGUCAUGGUGACGCAAAGUACAAACUUCUGGACAACCCUGAAACUUUUUUUAGAUGCGUCUGUUGGAGUCGCCAAAGAAAUGAUACAGAAAAGAAGGGGACGAAUCGUACCGAGUCCUGAGAAUGGCUACUGGAAAACCAUCUCCCUCUGAAGUC